This is a messenger RNA of Pteronotus mesoamericanus, 3291 nucleotides long. It is a transcript of the gene GUCY2F, whose product is annotated as guanylate cyclase 2F, retinal. Gene Ontology annotation, cellular component: plasma membrane. NCBI's taxonomy places the organism in Eukaryota, Metazoa, Chordata, Mammalia, Chiroptera, Mormoopidae. Gene Ontology annotation, biological process: receptor guanylyl cyclase signaling pathway; cGMP biosynthetic process; intracellular signal transduction. The record is from RefSeq and is a predicted model, not a curated record. Gene Ontology annotation, molecular function: guanylate cyclase activity; adenylate cyclase activity; peptide receptor activity.
AUGUUCUCAGGACUCUGGCCUUUCUCUCAACUUACGGUCUGGUUUAAGGCUACCAGAAGACAGUGAGGACACUAUGACCUUGCAUCGUUCAAGCUCCUGUGGUGCUUGUACCUCCUGGCCUUCACAAUCCUCCCACAGCAGGUGUGGGCACCCCCCUACAAGAUAGACGUAGCGGGCCCUUGGCCUUGUGAUCAGUUGUUCUCAAAGGCCCUGCCUAAAGUUGCUGCUCAAUUAGCCACUGAAUGGAUCAACAGAGACCCAUCAUUGGACCUGAGUUACUCUUUUGGAUAUGUGAUUCUCAGUGAAGACUGCUAGACUUCCAGGGCCUUCUCCAGUUUCAUUUCUUACCACCAGAUGGCCUCAGGAUUUAUUGGAUCUGCCAACCCUGGCUACUGCGAGACAGCCGCACUCCUUGGAAACAGCUGGGACAAAGGGAUUUUCUCUUGGGUUUGUGUAAAUUAUGAAUUAGACAAUAAAAAUAGCUACCGGACAUUUUCUCAGACACUCCCUUCUCAUAUCCAGGUGCUGUUAACUGUGAUGGAAUAUUUCCAGUGGGCUCCUGCUGGAGUAAUUUCCUAAGAUGAAGACAUCUGGGUGCACACAGCCAAUCAAGUUGCAAAUACUCUUUGGAGCUGUGGCUUACCUGUAGGGGUCGUCCUGACUACAGGACAAGACAACCAAAGCAUUCAGAAAGCUCUCCAGCAGAUUUGCCUGGGAGAGGGAAUUUGAAUAAUCAUAAUGUGUAUGCAUUCAGCCUUGACUGAGGGAGAAACUCAGACACAUCUCUUGGAGUGGGCUCAUUAUCUGAGUGUGACUGAUGGAACCUAUAUCUUUGUUCCCUAUGAUGCCCUGUUCUACAGUUUACCCUAUAGACAUACCUCCUACCAGGUUCUGAAAAAUGACCCAAAACUCUGGGAAGCUUAUGAUGCUGUGUUGACCAUUGCAGUAGAGUCUCAAGAAAAUACUUUCUAUCAAGCCUAUUGAGAGGUAGCAGCUAGAGGUGAAAUUUCUGAGAAACUGGAGUCAGAUCAAGUUUCACCAUUGUUUAGAACCAUCUACAAUUCAAUUUACCUUAUCACGCAAGCCAUGAAUAGUACUAUGAAAGAAAAUGGAUGGGCUAGUGCUGCCAGCCUGGUUAAGCAUUCCAGAAAUAUGCAGUUUUAUGGAUUCAGCCAGUUGAUAAAGACAGAUGGAAAUGGAAUUUCAGAAUAUGUAAUCCUGGACACCAACAAGAAGGAAUGGGAACUCCAUAGUACUUACACUGUGGACAUGGAAACGGAGCUAUGGUUCAGAGAGACUCCCAUUCACUUCCCUGGGGUUAAGCUCCCUUGAGUAGAUGCAAAAUGCUGGUUUGCAGAAAGGAAGGCCUGCUAAGGAGGUUUCAACCCUGCCUUUGCCGUGAUGGCCUGCCUUCCUUUGCUGAUAGCCCUGCUGUCUAUUAAUGGAUUUACUUACUUUAUAAAGCAUUGUAUAAAUAAAAUCCAGUUGAUUAAAGGGCCCAACAGAAUUCUACUGACUUUGGACACUGUGACAUUAUUUAUCAAUCCCCAUUUUGGCAAUAAGAAAGGAAGUCAUGUUAGUGUAAGCUUCCAAAUUACCUCAGAGGUCCAAAGUGGGAGGUCCCCAAGGCUUUCCUUUUCUUCAGGGAGUUUAACUCCAGCUACUUAUGAAAACUCCAACAUAGCGAUUUAUGAAAUGAAGGACAUGCGGCACAAGAAUAUUAACCCUUUCUUGGGCUUCUUCUAUGAUUCUAGGAUGUUUGCCAUUGUGACAGAAUUCUGUUCCCAAAGGAGUCUAGAAGACAUACUGAAGAAUGAGGAUAUGAAACUAGACUGGAUGUUUAAAUCAUCACCCCUGCUGGAUCUCAUCAAGGGCAUGGAAUACUUACACCACAGCGAGCUUGCUCAUGGGAGGCUGAAAUUUUGGAACUGUGUGGUAGAUGGGCAUUUUGUAUUAAAAGUGACAGAUUAUGGCUUUUAUGACAUCUUGGAAAUGUUAAGACUCUCCCAAGAGGAACCUUCUGCUAAAGAGUUAUUGUGGACUGCCCCUGAAAUGCUGAGAGCCCCUACGGGAAGGAGGUUAGGUUCUCUUGCAGGAGAUAUCUAUGGCUUUGCCACCAUCAUGCAAGAAGUUACGGCCUGGGUAACCCCAUUCUGUAUGAUGGAUCUGCCUGCUGAAGAAAUCAUAGACAGACUUAAGAAGCCUCCUCCUGUGUAUAGACCACUUGUUCCUCCUGAGCAUCCCCCUCCAGAAUGUCUCUAGCUGAUGGAGCAGUGCUGGGCUGAGGCUGCAGGACAAUGACCAACUUUUGAUGAAAUAUUUAACCUGUUCCAAACUUUCAAUAAAGGGAAGGAGACCAAUAUCAUUGAUUCUAUGCUUUGGAUGUUGGACCACUUGGAAGAUUUGAUCCAGAAGUGGACUGAAGAGUUGGAAAUUAAAAAACAGAAAACAGAAAAGCUUCUAGCACAGAUGCUACCACUAUCAGUUGCCGAAUCCCUCAAAAAGGGCUGCACGGUCCAACCUGAAAAUUUUGACUUGGUCACCUUGUACUUCAGUGGCAUUGUGGGCUUAACCACUAACUCUGCCAUGAGUGGCUCCACUGAGGUGGUGGAUCUUCUCAAUGACCUUUAUGCACUCUUUGAUGCCAUCAUUGGCAGUCAUGAUAGUCAUGAUGUAGAGACCAUUGGAGAUGCUUACAUGGUGGCCUCAGGCCUCCCUAAGAGGAGUGGCAGUAGGCAUGUAGCUGAGAUUGCAAACAUGUUCCUAGAUAUCUUGAGCUCCAUGGGUACCCUCACGAUGUGUCAUAUGCCAGAAGUGCCAGUUCAGAUUCAAAUAGGCUUGCAUUCAGGGCACAUUGUUGCUGGAAUGGUGGGCCUCAUCAUGCCCAGAUACUGCUUCAGAAACACUGUGAACACAGCUUCUUGGAUGUAAGCAGCAGGGUUACCUUAUUACAUUCAUGUCAGUCAUAGCAUUGUGACAAUUCUUUGAGCUGUAGGUGAGGGAUGUGAAGUGGAGCUUUGAGGAAGGACAGAACUCAAAGGCAAAGGAGCGGAAGACCUUCGGUUAACUGGAAAAAAAGGCUUCACAAAGUCCCUUCUUGUGCUCCCAGCAGUGGGAAAAGAUGGGUAACAAGUGGGCCAUGGACUGCCACCAGUAGAGAUCGCAGCCUCCCAAAGAAGAACAGAGAGGCAACUGAUGAGAAACAAACCACAAGAGCGGGAUGGAAUUGGUGAAUUUCCAAGUUUGGCUAAGAUAUGCAAAAACCUCGUGAGGAGGCUUGCUGCAGAGUGA